AUGGCGCAGCCUGUUGUUGAACCGUUUAGAACCACGGAUACACUUGGAAAACUCCAUUAUCGAGAAGCUUUAUCAAUUCGUACACCUCAGUCUCUAGCUUUACCAGAGAGUGAAGAUGACCCUGCUGUUCGGCAAAAGCAUCGCCCAUUCAUUCUGAGCAACACAGCGGAAGAAGACUGGGUCAGCGACCUGGAACUGACGACUGCCUUGAAAAUGGCCGAGAAUAACCUAAAGAAUACGAACCAGAGGCUCAAGGUCCUGGUACUGUACGGGAGUCUACGCCAAAGAUCAUAUUCACGGCUUGUGGCAUUUGAAGCAUGUCGCAUCCUCUUUCGACUCGGUUGCGAUGUCCGCGUUUUCGACCCGGAGGGACUCCCAGUGAAGAACGACGUCGACCACGGUCACCCCAAGGUACAGGAACUCCGUGGCCUCAGCCAGUGGAGCGAUGGACAUAUUUGGGUCUCACCUGAACAACACGGCAACCUUGUCAGUAUCCCUUCCCCAACUCCGCUUAAUCCAACGAAGCAUCAUUUCCACUUAUAUUAA
This is a messenger RNA of Aspergillus oryzae RIB40, 546 nucleotides long. RefSeq names its product NADPH-dependent FMN reductase. Bases 1 to 546 code for a protein of 181 amino acids. The record is from RefSeq and is a predicted model, not a curated record. Lineage: Eukaryota; Fungi; Ascomycota; Eurotiomycetes; Eurotiales; Aspergillaceae. Gene Ontology annotation, molecular function: oxidoreductase activity. The transcript has a single exon.